GUAAACAAAUCUCCUUGGGUUUCCCUGUCACUGCUGAUCCAGUUUUGCAUGAAAUGACUAAACUUUCCAUAAAUGUUCCUAACGCAUCACCUGAGCUCCUGAACAGAGCUGGUUGAAGAAGCUUUCAUCAGCAGGAGCGAUUAAAUAAUGUGGCUACAAAGUGUCAUCCCCUUCAUUGGGAUUCUCCUUUUGUUUCAGAGGACCACUGCUUAUCUGACACCUCAGCAGUACCACCACGUCGACAUCGCCCUGACCUGGUAUGAAGCUCAGAGCUUCUGCAGACUCAAGUUCACCGACCUGGCCACUGUGGACAACAUGAGCGUCAAGAACGAGCUGGUCAGUGUGCUGGGCAGUCAUGUGACAUACAGCUGGAUCGGGCUUCGGAAAGGAACGACUCCCAGGUGGAUGUGGUCCGAUGGCAGGGGCAGAGCGCACUUCACCAAGUGGGCUGAAGGUGAACCGAACAACGUAGGAGGUGAUGAGGAUUGUGCCGAGAUGGUUGCGGAUGGCUUGUGGAUAGACAUACGGUGUGGAGAGGACAAAGGUGUUAUGUGUUAUGACCGCCUGCAGGACGGCAAGCAAGCGUAUGUGUAUUACUCACAGAGGAGAACCUUUGUUGACAGCCAGGAGUUUUGCAGAAGUAGGCACACUGACAUGGCCUGUGCAAGCACUGAGGCGGAUAAUUCACAGAUUUCCAGUACUGCCGGAACAUCAGAAAGCAACAAAGUGUGGAUCGGUCUGUUCAAAGAUGCCUGGAUGUGGUCAGAUGGAAAAGAAACCUCCUUAAGGUUCUGGCUGAGUGGCUCGCAGUCUUGGGGAGACUGUGCUUCUGUUGCAGUGGCACAGCAGGGACGCUGGAUCGGAGCUGAUUGUAACCAGAAGGCCACGUUUGUCUGUCAGGGCGGUCUUAAGGUAAAGAAGAGGGUAAUAAGGCUGAAGCUGCACUCUGAUGUUGACCUCACUGACUCCACACUCAGUGAUGAACUCCUGAAAAAGUUGGAGACGAUCCUGAGAGAACAGCAGCUGACUGAUUUCCAUCUCAGCUGGCGAAGUGACAAAAAUUCACUCAUCUUCCAUCGUCAUGAGCAGUCGGAGGUCGCAGAGAGACAGGAUCCUAAUUGUCAAGCAGAAGUGCUCAUGUUGUAGGGGGUUAAAAUUAUUUGAAUUUUGCUGUUGAAGAAUAAGAGUGAUCAUUUCAAUAAUGUAUCUAGCUUGUGUGUAAAUUACUUAUAUACCUGACCUUCUUGCUCAUGUUGAAGUGGAAUUUAGAAGAACCGAUUAAGUCUGUGCUGUGAUCUACAUCUGCAAAUACUCUCUUUUGUUUCAAACAUUUACAACUUUGCUUAAUGCAUGUGAGUGAAUUUAUUGUGGUGGUCAAUUUUAAACCUUUUAUUGAUUUUGUGAAGGAUAAGAAUCUAUUCAAUGUGGAGUUAAUAGAGUUUUUAAUUCAGUGGUAACAGGAAGGACUCUAAAUGUGAAUUGUGAUUAUCCAUGUUUUGAUGCCAGAAUGUCAAUCAUAAACCAUGCGGUACUAAAGAAAAAACUAUA
Messenger RNA from Epinephelus moara (kelp grouper), 1548 nucleotides. Its product is annotated as macrophage mannose receptor 1-like. The record is from RefSeq and is a predicted model, not a curated record. The transcript is spliced from 8 exons. The coding region runs from base 148 to 1146 and encodes 332 amino acids. NCBI's taxonomy places the organism in Eukaryota, Metazoa, Chordata, Actinopteri, Perciformes, Serranidae.